UAUUGACUAAAGUGUUUUUGUUUAAUCUAAUAAAACUUAAUUAUUUAUUUAUUUAUAAUGGAAUACGCUUUGGUAAAAAUCCCUCAUGAAAAUGAUAAAAAAGUGGUCGUUGAAACUUGUCACAUAAAAAACUUUAGUACCUUCAAUGUUUUGACUCAAAAUCAAGUGUAUCGUUACGAUGACGGUGUGAAGAAAUUUAAAUGCAUAAUAUUACAUCAAUCAGAUUCACGGGACUAUUUGUUGAAACCAAAAUUUCGUAUACGAGAGCCUGUUAUAACAAAUCCGUCAUCUUUAGAGUCAUCGUCAGAUAAUGAGAAAGAAGCAGAAUCGGGAGUCACCAACGCCAAAGAAGCUAGAAAACCAACAUUAUCAAACCACAUACGUCCUAAAUUAAAAGAUACGAAGAUUUUAGAGCAAAAUCCGUUGAUGGAGCGACUGAUGAAAGAUAACCGCAAAAAGGAUGAAGAAAAUAUAAAAUUGAAACGUCAGCUUCAACAAUAUAGACUAAUAACAUCUUCAAAUCAAUUACAAAAGCAACAAGAGCAACAACAAAAACUAGAACAACCACAAAAGCAACGUUAUGAUCCUUAUUACUAUAUAGAUCAUGAUACGUUUCACGUUGGUGAUGAUAUAUACAUACCAAGUAGUACAUCUCGUGAAGCGUUCGAUGCCCCCAACCCAUCUAAAUUUAUUAAAACUAUGUCUUUUUUGCUAUUUGGGGCAAUCAAACACUUUCUCAACGUGUAG
Molecule: messenger RNA, 747 nt
Organism: Cotesia glomerata
Lineage: Eukaryota; Metazoa; Arthropoda; Insecta; Hymenoptera; Braconidae
Exons: 4
Coding region: 58-747 (229 amino acids)
Source: RefSeq, a predicted model, not a curated record